Messenger RNA from Lotus japonicus, 1417 nucleotides. RefSeq names its product probable sodium/metabolite cotransporter BASS4, chloroplastic. NCBI's taxonomy places the organism in Eukaryota, Viridiplantae, Streptophyta, Magnoliopsida, Fabales, Fabaceae. The record is from RefSeq and is a predicted model, not a curated record. The transcript has 16 exons. The coding region runs from base 104 to 1417 and encodes 437 amino acids. Gene Ontology annotation, cellular component: chloroplast envelope.
CACGGUUGUUCCCUCCACACCAUAACUUUGUCACCCAUUGAGAGUGUGAACAGAAGCCUUUUUGCUGCUCCCAUCUACCUCCCCACCGCACUCGACGGAGUCCAUGGCGGGAGCCGCCCACUCACUCGUCCUCACGGCGCUUCCCGCCACCGGUUCCUCCUUCCCUCGCAGAAACGUCCUCUUCCCCGCUUCUCACCGCCUUCCCUCCGCCGUUAAACUUGUCACUCUUCGCUCCGCUGUUUGCGUCGCUCACCGUCGAAAACACUCUCCCGUUAGAGUCUGUGCCCAAUCCCAAGAGAUGGGUGGCAGUGGAAGCAAAGAAACAAAGGGAUCGAGUUGGGCGGAACCCAUUUUCAGAUUUGCUAGGAGUAACGUUUUACCCUUGGCUCUGGUUGCUGCAGUGGGGUUAGGAUUAGUAUAUCCUAGCCUUGGUUGUGCUGUUGAUAAAUAUAAUGUGUCAAAACUUGGUCCCUUUGGAAUUUUUGUUAUCUCAGGGUUGCUGUUGCGUAGUGAAGAAAUAGGUGCUGCUCUAGAAGCGUGGCCUGUUGGACUCUUUGGGCUUGUAUCUAUUUUAUUUCUGACCCCAUAUUUUUCCAGGAUUAUAUUGCAAGUUCAGCUCCAACCUCAGGAAUUCAUUACAGGACUAGCUAUAUUUAGCUGUAUGCCAACUACGUUAUCAACUGGUGUUGCACUUACCCAGCUUGCUGGGGGAAAUUCUGCACUAGCUCUUGCAAUGACUAUAAUAUCUAACAUGUUAGGAAUAUUAAUUGUACCACUUUCCAUCACAAAAUUUGUAGCUAAUGGAGUUGGAGUGACUUUACCCACCAAGCAGAUAUUUAAAAGUCUUGUUUUAACCAUUUUAAUCCCUCUUAUUUUUGGGAAGGUUCUACGUGAAUCUUUUAAAGGUGUGGCUGACUUUGUUGACAGAAAUCGCAAGCUUUUCUCAAUAAUCAAUGCACUUCUCCUUAGCCUGGUACCUUGGACACAAGUGAGCAAGUCAAGGCCUUUACUGCUAAUGGUGAAGCCCAGAGUUUUUCUUGUAGCUAUUGGACUGGGAACGUAUGUCUUACAUUUUUGCUACCAUCAUGCAAUAGUGAUUGUGAAGAAAGCUGACAGAACUGGUAUUCCACCCACAUUACACAAUGAUCUUCAUUCACAAAUGAAGAAUAUUGCUACAAAAGCUAUGGCGGUUUAUCAAUUGGCUAAGGGUAAUAAAAAAAAGACUCAAUGGCUUCAUCCCAAAGCAAGGUUGCAGCCUAAUGGGAAUGAUUGUGGAUAUUAUGUGAUGAAGAAUAUGGUUGACAUUGUCUCUGCUAGUAUUACUAAGUCUUGGAUGGAGGGUUCAAAGUUGCUCACCUCCGCUACUCUCCUAAUUUAUGCUUAUGGUGCUGGUGGCUUUCUUGCUUGGGGGCAUUAA